CUCUCGCGAUAGCCGAGACUAGAGUUUCCGGACGUGAAGCCCCGGAAGAAGCGUGGUUACUGCCCGGACCUGGCUACGCUGAGACGCCGACAGCAUGCAGUCGGACGAUGUUAUCUGGGAUACACUAGGAAACAAACAAUUUUGUUCCUUCAAAAUAAGAACCAAGACUCAGAGCUUCUGCAGAAAUGAGUACAGCCUGACUGGACUGUGUAAUCGGUCAUCCUGCCCCCUGGCAAACAGUCAGUAUGCCACAAUCAAAGAAGAGAAAGGACAGUGCUACUUGUAUAUGAAGGUCAUAGAACGCGCAGCUUUUCCCCGGCGUCUCUGGGAACGGGUCAGACUCAGUAAAAACUAUGAGAAAGCACUGGAGCAAAUAGAUGAAAAUCUCAUUUACUGGCCUCGUUUUAUUCGACACAAAUGCAAGCAGAGAUUCACCAAGAUCACCCAGUACCUAAUUCGAAUUCGAAAACUCACCCUAAAGCGACAGAGGAAACUUGUUCCUUUGAGUAAGAAGGUGGAGCGGAGGGAAAAAAGAAGAGAGGAAAAGGCAUUAAUAGCUGCUCAGCUGGACAAUGCCAUCGAAAAGGAAUUACUGGAGAGACUGAAACAAGAUACGUAUGGCGACAUCUACAACUUCCCCAUUCACGCCUUCGACAAGGCCCUGGAACAGCAGGAGGCAGAGAGUGACCCUUCAGAUGCUGAGGAAAAAGACGAAGAUGAUGAUGAAGAGGAUGUGGGAAAAAGAGAAUUUGUGGAAGAUGAUGAGGGAGAUGAGAGUGACAUAAGUGACUUCGAGGAUAUGGAUAAACUGGAUGCCAGCAGUGAUGAAGAUCAGGACGAUAAAUCUUCCAGUGAGGAAGAGGAGAAGGCACUUAAUGCUAAACACAAAGGCAAAACCCCCUUGAAAGGACCUUUGCAGAGAAAACGUGCCUACGUGGAGAUAGAAUAUGAACAGGAGACAGAGCUCACGGCCAAAGCCCAGACCACGUGAUUUCUCUUCAUUUAUAAACAGGACUGGAUAUUUUUUAACUUCCUUCUUUUUUGUAUCUUAAACACAUACACACCUCAAGUCUUUGCUCUUUUGUGUUGUUUUUAACACAGUAUUUGUAUUCUCAAUAUUUGUCACUUUUGUGGGGCAAGAAAUCUGGGAAGGAAGUGGAGGAAAGUCUUAAAUUGUAAACAGUGUAUUUUUGUAGUACUUUUGGCAUAUGUGUUAUAGUAACAGCUUGAAUCCAAGAAGCUUAACAGAUGAGUUCUUGAGGCUGGAAUGAGAUUGUGGGUGUAAACAUUUCUAAAUUUGAAAUGUAACCCACCCUUGUUUCCUUUGCGUGUCUCCCUCCCUCUGCAACAAACUUUCAUUUAGAAAUUGCAGGCCCUAAAUCUUUCCUCCUCUUUCUUUCCCCACUCCAUGGGGGAAAAAGGAAAUUUUUAAAAAAGGAAGCUAUAACUUAACAAUGUUUGGUGUAAAAAUACCUUUUUCCAUAAAUAGCACCAUUCAUACAAUCUGAAAUAGAAAGGAAAUCCUUUCAUCUUUGGGUAAAUAACACAAAUCUUAAGUUCCAUGGUAGUGACCGCCUUCAGAAGCCUGCUGCACUUUUCUGAUACAGUUCAACACCUUGCCAUCUUCACAGCUUUGGGGAAUCUUGGCCAGGAGACUCUGAAACAUGAAGCCAAACAGGCUUUGUUUUGUUUUUUAAUUAUUUAUUUUUCCCCCUUCUACCUUGGUUUUUCAUUUUUGGUACCAUACUCAAGAAGGAAAGAAUGGAUGACACUGGGGCCAGUUCACAGAAUACUAGUCAGGAGGUGCUACUUUAGGACCUGCACUGGCACGCUUAGAAAUGUCCUGCUGGCUCAUGCAGAAGCAGCUUAAUAUGAGCCAAGAGCAAAGUAAGUUGGAUCUAGGGCUUGAAACUGCCUGAGAUUAAAGAGCUGACAUGAAGUAAGUUUAAUAAACUAAUAAAACAAUAUACUACUGUAUUCUAAAAA
Molecule: messenger RNA, 1986 nt
Organism: Loxodonta africana (African savanna elephant)
Lineage: Eukaryota; Metazoa; Chordata; Mammalia; Proboscidea; Elephantidae
Gene: MAK16
Product: MAK16 homolog
Exons: 10
Coding region: 95-991 (298 amino acids)
Biological process (GO): maturation of 5.8S rRNA; maturation of LSU-rRNA
Cellular component (GO): nucleolus; preribosome, large subunit precursor
Source: RefSeq, a predicted model, not a curated record